AUGGAUAUUCUACAGAAAGUCCCCCGACCCUGGGAUAUUCUACACAAAGUCCCCCGACCCAGGUAUAUUCUACACAAAGUCCCCCAACCCAGGUAUAUACUACAGAAAGUCCCCCGACCCAGAGAUAUUCUACACAAAGUCCCCGACCCUGGGAUAUUUUACACAAAGUCCCCCGACCCUGGGAUAUUUUACACAAAGUCCGCCGACCCAGAGAUAUUCUACACAAAGUCCCCCGACCCUGGGAUAUUUUACACAAAGUCCCCCGACCCAGGGAUAUUCUACACAAAGUCCUCCGGCCCAGGUAUAUUCUACAGAAAGUCCCCCGACCCAGGUAUAUUCUACACAAAGUCCCCCGACCCUGGGAUAUUUUACACAAAGUCCCCCGACCCUGGGAUAUUCUACACAAAGUCCCCCGACCCAGGUAUAUUCUACACAAAGUCUCCCAACCCAGGUAUAUUUUACACAAAUUCCCCCGACCCAGGUAUAUUUUACACAAAGUCCCCCAACCCAGGGAUAUUCUACACAAAGUCCCCCGACCCAGGUAUAUACUACACAAAGUCCCCCGACCCAGGUAUAUACUACAGAAAGUCCCUCAACCCAGGUAUAUACUACACAAAGUCUCCUGACCCAGGUAUAUACUACAGAAAGUCCCUCAACCCAGGUAUAUACUACAGAAAGUCCCCCGACCCAUGGAUAUUCUACACAAAGUCCCCCGACCCAGGGAUAUUCUACACAAAGUCCCCCGACCCAGGGAUAUUCUACACAAAGUCUCCUGACCCAGGUAUAUACUACAGAAAGUCCCCCGACCCAGGUAUAUACUACAGAAAGUCCCCCGACCCAGGUAUAUUCUACAGAAAGUCCCCCGACCCAGGUAUAUUCUACACAAAGUCCUCCGGCCCAGGGAUAUUCUACACAAAGUCCCCCGACCCAGGUAUAUUCUACACAAAGUCCCCCGACCCAGGGAUAUUCUACACAAAGUCCCCCAACCCAGGUAUAUUCUACAGAAAGUCCCCCGACCCGGGUAUAUUCUACACAAAGUCCCCCGACCCAGGUAUAUUCUACACAAAGUCCCUCGACCCGGGGAUAUUUUACAGAAAGUCCCCCGACCCGGGUAUAUUCUACAGAAAGUCCCCCGACCCAGGUAUAUUCUACACAAAGUCCCCCGACCCAGGUAUAUUCUACACAAAGUCCUCCGGCCCAGGGAUAUUCUACACAAAGUCCCCCGGCCCGACCCAGGGAUAUUCUACACAAAGUCCCCCGACCCAGAAAGUCCCCCGACCCAGGGACAUUCUACACAAAGUCCCCGACCCUGGGAUAUUCUACACAAAGCCCCCCGACCCAUGGAUAUUCUACAGAAAGUCCCCCGACCCAGGGAUAUUCUACACAAAGCCCCCCGACCCAGGGAUAUUCUACACAAAGCCCCCCGACCCAGGGAUAUUCUAUAGAACGUCACCCGACCCAGGAAAUGUCUUAACAAAGUUCCCCGACCAAGGGAUAUUCUACAUGAAAUCCCCCGACCCAGGGAUAUUCUGCGCAAAGUCCCCCGACCCAGCUUCUACGACAGAUGAAACACUGUCCCUCCGGUUUGGUUAA
Haliotis rufescens (red abalone) is the source of this 1593-nucleotide messenger RNA. Its product is annotated as extensin-2-like. The transcript has 3 exons. NCBI's taxonomy places the organism in Eukaryota, Metazoa, Mollusca, Gastropoda, Lepetellida, Haliotidae. The record is from RefSeq and is a predicted model, not a curated record. The coding region runs from base 1 to 1593 and encodes 530 amino acids.